This is a messenger RNA of Anolis sagrei ordinatus, 8172 nucleotides long. It is a transcript of the gene ZBTB39, whose product is annotated as zinc finger and BTB domain containing 39. Lineage: Eukaryota; Metazoa; Chordata; Lepidosauria; Squamata; Anolidae. The record is from RefSeq and is a predicted model, not a curated record. Gene Ontology annotation, biological process: regulation of transcription by RNA polymerase II. Gene Ontology annotation, cellular component: nucleus. Gene Ontology annotation, molecular function: protein binding; DNA-binding transcription factor activity, RNA polymerase II-specific.
UGAGAUCCAAUGCUUCUGAUGCAGGCGAAGAGUGUGCAAGUGUAAGCAAGAAGUGAGUGAGGAAAGCAGCUCUUUAGCCGCUGUCGAAAUGGGCAUGAGGAUCAAGCUGCACAGCACGGACCACCCCAAUAACCUGCUGAAGGAACUCAACAAAUGGAGGUUGUCGGAAACUAUGUGUGAUGUGACCAUUGUUGUGGGUAGCCGCUCCUUCCCUGCACACAAAGCAGUGCUGGCAUGUGCAGCAGGCUAUUUCCAGAACCUUUUCCUCAAUGCAGGACUGGACGUGGCUCGCACCUACGUGGUGGAUUUCAUCACUCCAGCCAACUUUGAAAAGAUUCUGAGCUUUGUCUAUACCUCAGAGCUCUUCACAGAUCUGAUCAACGUGGGCGUUAUUUAUGAGGUGGCUGAAAAACUGGGUAUGGAUGGACUAUUGAAGGCCUGCCAUUCCACCUUCCCAGACCUGGAAAACUCAGCCGCAACUAAACAGCCCUCUGUCACAGGUGAAAGACGAUCAAGUAGUGCAUUGACUGAUUCAAACCAUGCUCUGGGUGAAAUCCGAAACAGUGGAGAGCAUCUGGGAAUAGAGCGAAAUAACAGUCUGCAUGGUGAAGCAGCAGGUGGCCAAAAAGAAGAGGUUGCAAAUGAUGCGAGUCAUAACAUACUGCAUCCACAGACUCCCAAAACUGAAGAACAAGAAACGCCAGCACAAUUCAGUGGUGCCAUGAGUAUUAUGACACAGGCUAGUCUGAGCAGCACCAACAUGGCUGUUCAAACAACUGUCAACUCUUGCCAGCAAUACAAAGUCCACAGCAACGGGGACUACGGCAAAGGCAACUAUUUCUCCUCAGAUGUUUCUCUGGAUGUUUCCACAGGCAGCAAUUCCUGCCCUAGCAAUAGUGACCACUCCAAAGACCAGGGUUUUGGACAAAUGGAUGAGCUCCAAUUGGAAGACUUAGGGGAAGAGGAAUUGCAUUUUGAAGACCCCAGUGAGGAGCUAGGGGCAGCAGAGGAGGUAAUUGAACUGAGCGAUGAUAGUGAGGAAGAGCUCUCUUUUGAGAAUGACAACCGGGAUAACAAGGCCAUGCCUUGUCAAGUGUGCAAGAAAGUCUUAGAGCCCAACAUCCAGCUGAUUCGCCAGCAUGCUAGGGAACAUGUCGACCUUCUGACUGGCAACUGCAAAGUGUGUGAGACCCAUUUCCAAGACAGGAACUCUAGAGUCACCCAUGUCCUGUCCCACAUUGGGAUAUUCCUCUUCUCCUGUGAUAUGUGCGAAACCAAGUUUUUCACCCAAUGGCAGCUCAGUCUCCACCGCCGAGAAGGGGUGUUUGAUAGCAAUGUUAUCAUUCAUCCCAGUGACCCACUGAUAGGGAAGGUCAACUUGUUCAGUGGGGAUUUGGCAUGUGCUGUCUGUGGGAAACUGCUGGCCAAAGAUUUUCAUGUGGUUCGGGGUCACAUCUUGGACCAUGUGAACUUGAAAGGCCAAACAUGUGGUGUGUGUGACCAGCGGCACCUCAAUCUCUGUAGCCUGAUGUGGCACACGCUCUCUCACUUGGGAAUCUCUGUUUUUUCUUGUUCUGUUUGUGCCAACAGUUUUGUCGACAGGCUCCUUCUGGAGAAGCACAUGGCAGUCCACCAAAGCAUGGAGGAAGCCCUCUUCCGGUGUCAUUAUUGUGGCCAGGCCUUCAAGCUGGAAGCUGCUUACCGCUACCAUGUCAGCCAGCACAAGUGUAGCUCCAGCUUGGACCUUGUCCGGCCUAGCUUUGGUGACCGAAUGCACCAGCAACCUCUGCAGAAGAGGAAACUGCCAGAGGAGUUCUUAAGUGAGGACAUGACUCUUCAGAAUCAGCCGGGGAACAGUAAAUACAGCUGCAAGGUGUGUGGGAAGAGGUUUGCUCACACCAGUGAAUUCAACUACCACCGGCGGAUCCACACUGGGGAGAAGCCCUAUCAGUGCAAAGUGUGCCAUAAGUUCUUCCGUGGUCGUUCCACCAUCAAGUGCCACUUGAAGACACACUCUGGGGCUCUCAUGUAUCGGUGCACAGUUUGUGGUCACUACAGCUCUACUCUUAACCUCAUGAGCAAGCAUAUAGGUGUCCACAAAGGCAGCCUUCCCCCUGACUUCACCAUUGAGCAAACAUUCAUGUACAUUAUCCAUUCCAAAGAUGCAGAGAAAAACGCAGACAGCUGAUAACAGCAGGUAUUAGGAAAAUAAGCACUACUGCUCAUAGUAGUGAAAUGUGCUUCGGGUUUUUUAAAAUAUAAAAAUAACAUUACUUUUAAUGGUCAGGCAUCAUCAGCAUUGUCCUUAAUUUCCUUUGCCUUGUUAGAGGGUUUCUGAAUCACUGUCCUGUGAAAGCAACAGCACAUUAGAUGUGUUAUUGUCCUAAGAAACCUGUCAUGUUUACCUCCUGCUGGGUCCAAUGGUUGUUGUCGUUUUAAGUCUAAAUAACAGACUAGUUUUUUUCCCUCUUCGUUGCAUAGGAUUUACCCCUCACGACUUUUCCCUCCUCCACCAUUGCCGUUUCCAAGCUGAGAUCAUUAAAAGAUUUAUGCUGCUAAGAUAUAUUGAUGCUCCACAUCAGUGGGGAUAACAAGAAAGAAAGUGGAAGCAAAAACAUUUUUUCUGCCUGGUUAUUUAGAGGAUAAAAAGUUGGAAUAGCUCACAGUGCAGUCCUGAGCAUAUUUACUUGUUGCUUCCUUCUAGUAAGAUGUUUUUUGGCUGGCUUCUUGUCAGGUAAUUUUUUAAUAUUUUUUAAUGCUUGCUCUUCCAGAUAUUUCAAACUUUAGCACCCAGAAGUCUCAGCCACUAUGAUAGAUGAUCAGGGAUUCUGGGAACUGAAACUUCAAACAACUGGAGGCCCAGAGCCUGAGAACCAUUGCUCUAGGGAAGACUGACAUUGAAUGCACAAGGGAAGGCUAGGCUUGUGUGUGGCAAUGUGUUAAUCCUUUCUCGCACUGUGUCAUAUUUAGCCUUUUGCCCUUUAUCAGAAAAUCAGAAAUUGGUUUCAUAAAGGACAACAAAUAAAAAGGUCUUGGCAGGUGUAUGGUACAAUAGAGCAGAGUUUUUCCAAAUACAAACUUUUUGGAUAAAGCUUUGGCCGGAGUAUCCUGAGAAAGAAUGAUUGGCUAUUAGCAAAAAAGGAAACACCCCUGGGCAUUAAAAAAUGCACUGAAUUUCUUUGUUGACUCACACUGUAGUAUCUAAAUUCUUGCUUGGGAUUCUGCCAGUCACAUGUCCAGAAAAAUACUGGUGUCCAGUGGUUCAUACCUAAGGCUUCUGAUUACUAUAGCUAUGUUGGCAGGACUAAGAAUCCUCUUUAUGGGCUGCGAUUCUGUACACGUUUACAUGAUAGUUCGUUAUGAAUUCCGUGGGAUUGAGUUCUCAAAACAGAUGGCCCUUGUGAUCACUGUCAACUCUAUGUUUCUGUGACAUGGAGAGGAGUGCAUAGUUGUUCUUGAAAAUAUUUCAUUGCCUUAAAGAAAUAUCUCUAGAAGGAGGAAGAAAAGAAGUAGGGUCUUUCCAGGUGACUUGAAGGGCAGAAUAAAUCCUCUUAUGCAUUAGUUUGGUGGGACCAACAUAUUUUCUCAAAGUAGCACUUUGGAGCAGUGGAAUCAGUUUGAAUGUUCCCUGCCUCAUGCAGUACAAUUAUAUCCCUGUCUCCAGGACGGAGCUGUGAAAAAUAUGGCACCCUCAGAUGCCUACUUCUACAGGUCUGCAGCAAAAUCUGCAAUGGAUGGCACUAAUUGGCUAAUGCCUAUUACACCAAGUUGCAUGAUACCUCAGUCUUUGGAGCAGCUUGCAGCAUUCCAUUUCUUAGGAUGAAGCAUGGAGAUUAACAUAAAUAAAACAAUGGAUGUGGUGCUUAAUUUGAUAAAAAAGAAAGAAUUUGGUUUACCUGAAGCAAGAGGAAAAAGGAAAGGAAGUAAUUUAAGGGUGGGAAAAUUGCAUCUCAUAGAUAGCAUCUGAUCUCAGAUUUAUUUUUGUGGUCCCAGGAUCCUGAACUCUUAACAUAGAAUUACCUUCCAAAUGCCCUUAUCAGGUGUGUGAUGAAGACAGUUUCUCCAGUUUUUGGUCAGAAUGGUGCAGUUUGAGUCUUUCGUCAACAUAAGUAGCUUGAAAACCAACUUUCGGCCCUCUUUUAGACCAGUGGUUCCCAACCUGUGGUCUGUGGACCACCAGUGGUCCGCAAUAACUAAAAUAUGGUCUGCGGCCUCACUGUUACUACAUCGUUGUAAUGAGAGUGACUGGUCUCGCAAAGCUCUUAUAGUGCCGAGACUUAUUAAAUAUGGUUUUCUGUGGGCAAGCAGAUGGUGACUACUGGAUAGCAUAUGUUCUGUAUCAGAAACUAGAUCUGAUGUGGUCUAUCCAAUACAAUUUUCUGAAUCAGCACCCUAAAAAACCAAACUGAAUUUAAAGUUGACCAAGAACUGAUUUGUAACCCUUUUGGUAGUAAUGUUGGAGAGUCAUCUCUGAUCAAGUAGUCCCUGGUCAAAAAAAAGUUGGGAACCACUGUUUUAGGCCUAAAAUGGUCCAUGAUGGCUGAAAAUGUAAUGGAAAUUGUCCUAUCCCCUAAAUGGGUGUUAGGCAUUUGGGGGUAAAAUAUUUUUGCAGGGGCACACCCUUCCAAGACAUCCCUGGAGAAAUCAAUAUAGCCUGCUAUCUUCCAGCAGUUAUCCACUAGUGGGCUUAUCCAUGAUUUACCUGGAUAGGAUGUCUGUCUGUUGUGCUUACUGCUAGGAUUGAGAACCCACUGUGUCUUGCUCUUCAGUAAUAGUGGUUCCUUCUUUCCUUCUUCAGUGCCUAUGGUAUCACAAGUGCUGAGAAACAUUACCUCUCCCUACUUCUGCUGUAGAACUGUUCAGUAAAGUUCUUGUUAUAAUGUUCCUAAAAGUUUUCAGAAGUCAAGCACUUCCCUGCUGGAAUGCUGUUUCAGUCCUGUAGUGGGAAACACUAACAAAAUUACCUCUUUCCCCUUCUCUGAAGGGCAACAUGCUGCUUUUUUCUCUUUUAGUAUUUGAUGGUUACACUCCCCUGAACCCCCUACAGCCCACACAUCUCUAUCCUUUCUCUUUUCUUUUUAAAAUGAAGAACCAAUGGGUGUUCUGGCUUGACACCAGUUUUCAGAAGGGAAGGAACUGGGUUUGCCAUGAAGAGAUUUUGUCUCCAGAGCAGUGAAAACUCAGCAUAUGUGUAGCUAACAAUAAAUAGAACCUAGUGACUUGAUACUGUAGGAUACCCUCCCCCCCCCCAUCCCUCCAAUUGGAAGGACUGAACAGAAGGAGAUCACAGGCUACAGGCAUUGGCCUUGUCUAGCGGAUUGUUCUUCGUGUUGCAAACAGGUUUUUCCCCCCAAGUGCAGUUCUGUGGGAAAUCCAUGCAGGAGGGAUGGAUGUGUGAGAUGAAUGUUGAUAUAUGUAGCAGCUGACUUGAGCUCCGCUCUUUGGAUUAAUGUAAACUACCUCAAAGGGAGGAUGUUCUGGAGUCUUAAAAGUUACUGCUGUGUACUACUAAGUUCUCAGACUUCCAUAAAUAAAAACACUGGUGACUGGUAUUACAGGAAAGGGGAAAUCCAUGAAAGCUUGCUCUAGGUCAGUGGUCCUCAAUCUGUGGGUUCCCAGGUGUUUUGGCCUUCAACUCCCAAAAAUCCUAAUAGCUGGUAAACUGGCUGGGAUUUCUGGGCCAAAACACCUUGAGAACCAUUGAUCUAGGUCUUAACUAGAGAAUGAAAAUGUUGUAGGGGUCCCUGACUCAUCUCUGACUCUGGUUCCAGUAGGGUGACCUUGGGCAGGUUGGUUUUGCUUCUGCUGACAGUACCUACCUCUAAGGAUGUUGUGAAGAUUAUCUAUUUUGAUGUGUGUCAGUAAGGGUUGGGGAGGGGGGGAGCACUUAUUUAUGUCUCAUUUUCAUAUCCAAGGCUUUUAAGAUAGUUUUAUUCUGCAGAAGAUAUUUAGGCACAUGUCUUCGCCCUUUUCUUUUCUGUGGCCUCAGGUUGGCAAACACCAAAAAAGACAAAGAAAAGAGGAUAAAAUAAAACCUUUAGCUAAACUGUGUCAGACAGUGCUAUUUCCAGGAAUAAUUGGCAAAGUUGUUGGUGAGGAUUAAGGAGCUGCCUCAGGAUUUAACUGCUACAGGUUGAAUCUUUCUUAACCAAAAUGUUUGCAGCCAGAAGUAUUGCAGAUUUUAUUUCUAGUUUUUCAAAUACCCGUAUUUCCAAAGAUACAUAAUUUAAUAUCUUGUAGUUGGUUCCCAAGACUAAAUAUGAAAUAAUUUAUAUUUCAUAUCCACUGCAUACACACAACCUGAAAUUAACUGUAUACAGUAUUUUUAAAAACUGUAUGCAGGAAACAAGGUUUGUGGGCAAGCAACCAUCAACCAUCCAUGUAGACAGUUUUGGAUUUUGGAGUAUUUUAAACUUAAGAAUUCUGGAUAAGUGUUACUCAACCUGUACUAAGUUUUGUUACUUUUAGAAAAUUAAUAGUUGGGCUAAGGCUAUGCAGAUACAGACUUGGGAUUGUUUGAACCUAAAGUAUAGCAAACUUUGUUGCUGACCAAGAACAGAAGGUUAGUCCCCUUGUUAUGCAAAGUCUGAUUAUUCAAGGAAUUUCACACUACCUCUCUCCUGGAGGGGAUGCUAUUAAAAGGCAAAGGUAAAGACAAAGGUUUUCCCCUGACAUUAAGUCCAGUCGUGUCUGACUCUGGGGGUUGGUGCUCAUCCCCAUUUCUAAGCCAAAGAGCCAACAUUGUCCGUGGACACCUCCAGGGUCAUGUGGCUGGCAUGACUGCAUGGAGCACCGUUACCUUCCUACUGUAGUAGUACCUAUUGAUCUACCUAUAUUUGCAUGUUUUUGAACUUCUAGGUUGGCAGAAGCUGGGGCUAACAGCGGGAGCUUGCUCCGCUCCCCGGAUUUGAACCUGUGACCUUUCAGUCAACAAGUUCAGCAGCUCAGCACCACUGGGAAGAGGGCUCCUAUAAGUAGAUAUUCCUUCAAAGCUCAGCAGACUAGGUCCAGUUUCGGUCUCUGCAAUUUGUCAUCCAAAGCACUAAUUAUUAAUGUAUUUCCAGCAUUGUGUAAUGUGCAGAGCUUACCUAAGUAGGAUGCAGCCACCAUUGGGAAUAAAGAAAAAGAAAAUUUACAUCUUGUCUAGGAAAAAUCCCUGUCUCAUGUUCAAGUCAAAGCAGGGCCAUAGAGCUCCUUUUCUCUCAUUUUUCAGUGCCAAAUCUGUCUAGUAAUUCACAAGGCAAAAAGUGUCAGCUCCAGAAAAUUCUGUUUUGAGAGUGUUUGGCAAAAAUGAAGUUUUGAAUCCUGAGGCUGUGGUUAGGGCAUUUGGAACACAGAAAACUAGAGCAUGGUGUCUGAUUCUGAACAUCUGUCUUGAGUGUAGCUUUGGAUGAGUGAAAUUGCCUGCCUGCACUUACACACUCCAACUUAUCCCUAUACUCCAGUGGUUCUCAACCUGUGGGUCCCCAGAUGUUUUGGCCUUCAACUCCCAGAAAUCCUAACAACUGGUAAGCUGGCUGGGAUUUCUGAGAGUUGUAGGCCAAAACACCUGGGGACCCACAGGUUGAGAACCACUGCUAUACUCCAAGAACAGGAAUUAAUCUAAAAAACUACCUCACUGGGGAAACAUUGUGAGGUGUACCAAGUGUCCAAAAAGUGCUUUGAAAUCCUUAGACUUAGAAAAAUAAAGUAUUGCGAUUAAAUGACUUCACUCUGUUUGACAUGCUACCAUUUGUGAAAAAUGUCUCCCCAUCAUUACCGCCACAGCAGGGGAGGAUCAAGCAUGGAGCAGGGAUUCUACUCCAAUGCAGAGCAGUGUCAAUUUUUUUUUUUAAAAAGUGUUUUGGAGAUUAAGACAUUAUAAUUUUCUUUUUGCAAACUCCUUGUUUUCUUCCAAAGAUCCAGAUGUCUUGAAGUGAAACAGAAGAAUAAAAUACGGCAUCAUGUCUAACCUUUUGGUUAAGCUAAUGAUAGGUACUGACUUCCAGUUUAUUUAAGUGUUUCCUAUCUAUUGGAUGUACAGUUUGUAUAUUUUGUAAAACUCUUCUCCUUCCCCAAAGGAAACAAAAGGUAGAUGUCUAAAAUGGUUGUACAUCAGAUUUUUUUAUACUCCCAUUGUUUGAAACAAAAGUUGUGUUUUUUAUUUAGAAUAAUAAAAGAAAAACUUGAAGC